This is a messenger RNA of Trichoderma atroviride IMI 206040, 874 nucleotides long. RefSeq lists its product as uncharacterized. NCBI's taxonomy places the organism in Eukaryota, Fungi, Ascomycota, Sordariomycetes, Hypocreales, Hypocreaceae. The record is from RefSeq and is a predicted model, not a curated record. Gene Ontology annotation, molecular function: acyltransferase activity, transferring groups other than amino-acyl groups.
GCGUCGUCCAACGCUUUAUAACAAGCUUGUUCAGAAACAAAGAGAGCAUCGCACGGUGUUCCUCGCUCACCAACUCGCCAGUCUACUCCCAAGAGCAUCAAAGGCAUCACGUUCUUCAUCGUUCGACUCCUAUUGUUCAAGGCCAGGGGCUCCAGCAUGGGUAGCAAAAACGAGCCUGCGUUUGUCUUGUCCUCCGUGGCAGAUAUUUCGACUGUGGAGAAGCAUCUCCCCUCGCUCCGGGCCCUUCUUCAGCACUGCAUCAAUGAUGAGCCCGACAUCUCGUCCCUUGGGUUCCUGGCGCCGCUCGCCGACCAUACGGCAGACAGUUACUGGCUCGAGCUCAUGUCCACGGUGACGGGACCACACGCUACGACCACGCUGCUCAUAGCGACACCAACUGGAAGCGACAAGAUCGUUGCUACGGUGCAGUUGGCGAGGAUGCCAAAGGAAACACACACUUUCAAGGGUGAGGUUCGGAAGCUGAUGGUGCAUCCUGACUAUCGGCGGCAUGGGCUGGGGAAGUGCAUGAUGGACGAGGUGGAAAGGGUUGCGCGAGAAGAGUUUGCACUGGAGAUGCUGUUGUUGGAUACGUCCAAGGAGACGCCGGCGAGGGAGUUUUACUUGAAGACUGGAUGGACAGAAUGGGGGAUUUGCCCCAACUAUGCAAAGUCGUCGAGUGGAGUCAAGCACGACUGCUGUUUUUUUGUGAAAGACCUGGUGUAGUGUGAACAAAGUCUUUGUUGGGCGGACCAUGAGUUUGAACAGCAACGCGUUUAGUAUUGUUUGUCAAGGUAAUACAACUCGUCUAUUAGGCGUAAUGAUCUAUCCCCCUUUGUAGUAGUAUAUCAGUAUAUAUGAAUAGAGUGUAAGAUGC